Colletotrichum graminicola M1.001 is the source of this 855-nucleotide messenger RNA. RefSeq names its product glycosyl hydrolase family 16. Gene Ontology annotation, biological process: carbohydrate metabolic process. The record is from RefSeq and is a predicted model, not a curated record. The transcript is spliced from 2 exons. Bases 1 to 855 code for a protein of 284 amino acids. NCBI's taxonomy places the organism in Eukaryota, Fungi, Ascomycota, Sordariomycetes, Glomerellales, Glomerellaceae. Gene Ontology annotation, molecular function: hydrolase activity, hydrolyzing O-glycosyl compounds.
AUGCAUCCCAAGUCCCUCCUUUCCACCCUCCUUGUCCUCCUCCCGGCCGCCUCAGCCUGGGACUCCCCCAACUACUCGGGCUUCAACCGGAUCUGGCAGGACACCUUUGCCGGGGCCGCCGCCACGGGAGUCAACGAGGCCAACUGGCAGAUCAUCACCAACAUCAACGUCAACAACGAGAUCCAGCAAUACACGACGUCGCGCAACAACCUGCAGCUCUCGGGCGGCAGCACCGUCCAGAUCAUCCCCCAGAAGGACGCCAGCGGGCGCUGGACCUCGGGCCGCAUCGAGUCCAAGUACACCUUCACCCCGGCCGCCGGCCGCGUCACCAUCGCCGAGGGCCUGAUCCGCUUCGGCGACACCCCCAUCGCCAACAAGAAGGGCAUCUGGCCCGCCUUCUGGAUCCUCGGCGCGGCGAUCCGCAACGGCGUCAGCUGGCCCCGCUGCGGCGAGCUCGACAUCCUCGAGACCGUCAACGGCCAGCUGACGGGCUACGGCACCGUCCACUGCGACACCUACCCCGGCGGCGCCUGCAACGAGCCCAACGGCAUCGGCAGCGCGACGGCUAUCCCGGACCAGGGAUGGCACACCUGGCGCAUGCAGUGGGACCGCCGGUCCAACAACUGGCAGACCGAGACCAUCACCUGGUUCCGCGACGGGCAGCAGUUCCACCAGAUCAGCGGCGCGAGGAUCGGCAGCGAGGGCAUCUGGAACUCGCUGGCCCAUGCCCCCUUGUACUUUAUCUUGAACGUCGCGGUCGGCGGUAACUGGCCCGGUAACCCAGACGGUUCCACCGUCGGCGGAUGGGGAAGCUUGAUGGAGACCGCCUACGUCGCCGUCUACCAGUCUCAGUAG